Molecule: messenger RNA, 1876 nt
Organism: Brachypodium distachyon (stiff brome)
Lineage: Eukaryota; Viridiplantae; Streptophyta; Magnoliopsida; Poales; Poaceae
Exons: 10
Coding region: 142-1539 (465 amino acids)
Source: RefSeq, a predicted model, not a curated record
CCUGAACCCUUCCAGUGGUCCCAGGAGGCCAAGUGAUUGCAGAUAGCCACACAUCCAAACAGCCUGAAUAGCAUCCACUAGCUGGUGCUCUCCUUCUCUAUGCUCUAGAUCAGAAUUGGAGGGCUUCUGUGCAGCACCAGGAUGCCCGGCAGCAUCCACAUCUCAGCCAUUAAACCACCAGUCACCGCUCCGCUGUUCUUGCAAGUCGUUGUGGGCAAAAGAGAAUACCGUGGAAGCAUAGGACAAGAUGGUUUCUCUUUUCCAGUUACAUCACUCCGUGACAGCACGGUAAUGAUGCUGCGGAAUGCUGACGAAGAAUUGAUAUCAAAAACAGAAGUAAAGACAAAGGAAAUUGUUGAGUUAGGAACUAUGGAUGUUGUUUUUACACUUGAUAGUGGAGGGAAAAUUAUUAUCCAGUUGCAAUUCUUGCUCAGUGCUGAAGAUCGCAAACGCGUCCAAGAAAUGAGGAACUUUGCAAUGAAAAGGAAACAGCAAGAGCUGCUUGGGAAUGGUCUUUAUUUUCAAGACAGCCAGUUGUCUAAGGAGCAGACUGAAAAGAUCUCCGACAUCCCAAGCAAAGGAGAUCAACUUACGCUUUGGAAGAGUCUGUUGCUAGAUGACUUGAAAGAGAGCGCUGUCUUCUCUGAAAUAAGAGUUGAUUCCCGCAUGAAGGCUUCAAAGGACCUGCUACUGCCAAGUGUUGGAAGCACUUCAAAGCUUGAAGGACCCAUCAUCGGCUCCAAGAAAGGGCAUGGUGAACCAGAGAGUAGAGCAAGUAGUGCAGUGAAGAAGAUGAUAAGUGCCUUCGAAAGCAGCCCUCCACAGAGUCUGCCUUCGAUUACAAGGAUCAAAUCAGAAAGCUCAUUGGAAGUGAUGUCAGUUUCUUCAGAGACUGGUACCAAUUCUUCAGACAAGCCUUCUACUCCUGGCGCACCAGCGAAUGCUUCCGACCGUACGCAGACAGGCCUUGUGGCCGAGACAUCGGGCAAAGUGACCCUUCGUUCUGGUGAUAAGGAUUCCAGUUCGAGGUCAGGAAGGCAAGUUAUGUUUGGCAAUAAGAAAUCAAAUGCAUCUAGACAGAUCAAUCUAUCAAAUACAUAUGAAAGCAGAAGACGAAGCUCCAGUAGGCGCGAUGAACCAGCUAAGAAGAGCAUGGGAGAAGCUGACCUGAUCCGUUCCAAGAAGCGGUCUGAAGACAAGCACCGUCGCUCCAUUGGUCCCUACUCGCCUGAGCAGACUAACAGUUUGGUUGCAACAUCUAGCAUCACCUGGAUCCACCCACAUGUUUGUAUCACCACCGCGAGCCGACAGCUCAAAGAUCUUGUUGAGCUUGAGCGCCUGGACCCAAUGAAGUACGUAGAACAGAAUGUCCAGGAAGACACUGACGAGUGCACGAGCAUCGAUGAGGUGAGGCACGUGGCUGACUCUGCGCAACGGAGUGGUGGGUUUCCAGUGUUGAAUGGGUGGAUGAUUAACCAGGGGGUGCGUGUGGUCAUUGUGAUCAUAGCCUGCGGUGCUGUGUUCCUCAACAACAGGUGAAGUCAGAGGACUUGCAAUAUCGAUUAGAGGUUAUUGUCGCUCAGACUGUCAAUGAUUUGGAAGCGUCUUCAUGAUACCGAGCUCCCACACAGGAAUGUGUGGGAGGACAGGGCACACGAGUAUCCAGGAUUUUGUGUGAUGUUUUUUCAGAAAUGAUUAUUUAUUCGCUCUCGCGUUCUUGUGGAUGUUGUUGGCAUAUAUACACGUGAGAUUACAGGUAUGUAAAAUGACAAAAGAUCUGAUGAAAACCAUCCUUACAUAUGUUGGAGGUGUGAUAUUGUACAAAUUUGCAAAAUUAACGGAUGCCUCACAGAAGGCAGAUUGGCUUUAUUUUUAA